Messenger RNA from Penicillium pulvis, 1461 nucleotides. Its product is annotated as glycoside hydrolase family 30 protein. The coding region runs from base 1 to 1461 and encodes 486 amino acids. Gene Ontology annotation, molecular function: glucosylceramidase activity. The record is from RefSeq and is a predicted model, not a curated record. The transcript is spliced from 2 exons. Gene Ontology annotation, biological process: glucosylceramide catabolic process. Lineage: Eukaryota; Fungi; Ascomycota; Eurotiomycetes; Eurotiales; Aspergillaceae.
AUGCACACUGUUGUGUCUCUUCUCAGCUUGGCUGCCGUCAGCUACGCAUUAGAAAAGAGAGCCUCGGCAUCGGCUUACAGCUCUAACUCCGCUGGAAACUACAAACUUUCCUCAAUCACCGCGCCGGUCCAAGGUGCAGGUGAUCCAGGCUCAACCUCGACAUGGCAGCUAACUGUCGACGACACGAGCUCUGGUCACAAGCAAACCAUCGUGGGCUUUGGUGGAGCUGUGACUGACGCGACUGUCACGUCCUUCAACACCCUGUCCAGCUCAGACCUCCAGGACCUUCUCGAUACCCUCAUGACAGACUCAGGUGCCAAUUUUGCUUUGAUGAGGCACACUAUCGGCGCUUCUGAUCUCUCCGGAGACCCAGCCUACACCUAUGACGACAACGGUGGCUCUGCGGACACAUCGCUCUCGGGAUUCAGCCUCGGAGAUCGUGGAACAGCUAUGGCCAAUAUGCUGGCCUCUAUGAAAUCCAUCCAGUCAGCUUUGACCAUCUUUGGAUCUCCCUGGAGCGCUCCUGGGUGGAUGAAGAUGAACGGUGUCAUCGAUGGGUCCACAACGGACAACAAUUUGAACGAUGGAUAUUUGAAUGGGGGAACCGCGAACUCCGGGUAUGCUAGUCAAUUUGCCGACUACUUUGUCAAGUAUAUCCAGGCAUACAAGGAUCUCGAUGUGUCUAUCGACGCCAUCACCAUCCAGAAUGAGCCUUUGAACAGCCAGUCCGGAUAUCCUACGAUGUAUGUCUACGCAGAGGAGUCCGCUGAGCUGAUCCAAAACUACGUCGGCCCUGCUCUUGCUGACGCUGGCCUGGACACGGCUGUCUGGGCCUACGAUCACAACACCGAUGUCCCCAGUUACCCUCAGACCGUCAUUGACGGUGCCAGCAAGUACGUUGAUUCGGUCGCCUGGCACUGUUAUGCUACCGAUGUAGACUGGACAGUUCUCACCACAUUCCACGAGAGCAAUCCAGACGUGAAGCAAUACAUGACCGAAUGCUGGACCCCAUCCACCGGAUCCUGGAACCAGGCCGCCGACUUCACGAUGGGCCCCCUUCAAAACUGGGCUUCUGGCGUGACAGCAUGGACGCUCGGCACCAAUUCCGACGAUGGCCCACAUCUGUCCAGCGGCGGGUGUGCCACUUGCACUGGUCUGGUCACUGUCAAUGAUGAUGGAAGCUAUACAUUUGAGACAGCAUACUACAUGAUCGCUCAAUUCAGCAAAUUCAUUCCUACCGGCGCUAUCAUCCUGAAUGGAACGGGAAGCUACACUUACUCAACUGGAGGGGGUGUGCAGUCUGUGGCCUCGUUGAACCCUGAUGGAACGCGCUCUGUUGUUAUUGAGAAUACUUUUGAUAACGACGUUUAUGUGACUCUCAGUACCGAGAGCGGCGAGGAGUGGUCGGGUGAUAUUCCCAGUGAGUCUGUCACCACUUGGGUGCUUCCGGCUUCAUCUUAG